AUGAAGUUACUGAGAUCAUUUAAGUUGCAUAACGACAAAAUAUGGAGUAUUGACUAUUCUUCUGGACUUCUUGCAACUGCAUCGUCUGAUCUACGCAUUAAGAUCUUAAGAAUUGGUGAUAUAGGUUCAGAUGACAUUGAUGAAAAGAAUAAAGAAAACGAUGAUGAUGACAAUCGAUUACUAGAUGAAUUAGAUGAUAGUGCACAUAAAAAAACAAUACGAUCUGUGGCAUGGAGACCAAACUCCAACAUUCUUGCCGCAGGAUCUUUUGAUUCUACAAUCUCGAUUUGGUCCAAAGAAGAUUAUCAAGAGGACGAGGUUGCUGGAAAUAAUUUUUCAAUGGAUUUAUUAGCUAUUAUCGAAGGCCAUGAGAACGAGGUUAAGAGUGUAGCUUGGUCCCAAGAUGGAUACUUUUUAGCUACUUGUUCCAGAGAUAAGAGUGUAUGGAUUUGGGAAGCUGAUGAAGUUGGUGAAGAAUAUGAAUGUGUUAGUGUUCUCCAAGAACAUAGCCAAGAUAUUAAACACGUUGUUUGGCACCCAACACAAAAUGUUUUAGCUUCAAGUUCCUAUGAUGAUACGAUCAGAGUAUGGAAGGAGUUUGAUGAAGACUGGGAGUGUGCAGCUGUUUUAAAUGGCCACGAGGGCACAGUUUGGUGUUCAGAUUUUGAACAUUCAUCUGUUGAAAAAAACGAUUCUAUGAGACUUUGUAGCGGCAGUGAUGAUGCAAAAGUUAAAGUUUGGAAAUUCGAUGGAGUCAAUGAAGAUUCGGAAGAUAUUUGGAUAUGUGAGUCAACACUUCCUCCAGUACACUCCGGUCCUGUUUAUAGCGUAUGUUGGAAUGAUGAUGGUUUAAUUGCAAGUGCUGGUUCUGAUGGUGUCAUAGCUAUAUACAAGGAAGAUGAGACUUUGAAAGGUAAGUGGAAUUGCAUAGAGAAGAAUGAGAAAAGUCAUACAUUUUUUGAAAUCAAUUGUAUCAAGUGGAUAAAGAAUAAUAACGAUGAAACACUAUUAUUGAGUGCUAGUGAUGAUGGGCACGUAAACAUGUGGAAUGUAAAUAAAAACUAA
Messenger RNA from Tetrapisispora phaffii CBS 4417, 1065 nucleotides. RefSeq names its product iron-sulfur cluster assembly protein CIA1 (gene CIA1). Gene Ontology annotation, biological process: iron-sulfur cluster assembly. Bases 1 to 1065 code for a protein of 354 amino acids. The transcript has a single exon. Gene Ontology annotation, molecular function: protein binding. The record is from RefSeq and is a predicted model, not a curated record. Lineage: Eukaryota; Fungi; Ascomycota; Saccharomycetes; Saccharomycetales; Saccharomycetaceae. Gene Ontology annotation, cellular component: cytosolic [4Fe-4S] assembly targeting complex.